Messenger RNA from Bicyclus anynana (squinting bush brown), 469 nucleotides. RefSeq names its product chymotrypsin/elastase isoinhibitor 1. Lineage: Eukaryota; Metazoa; Arthropoda; Insecta; Lepidoptera; Nymphalidae. The record is from RefSeq and is a predicted model, not a curated record. The transcript is spliced from 3 exons. The coding region runs from base 78 to 374 and encodes 98 amino acids.
AGGAUAAUUAGUAUCUGCAUAUAAAUACACUCUUAAUAUAUUUAUUAAGUCAUUAAGUGGUCACGUUUCGCAGCAAUAUGAUCGCCAAGGUCUUUGUAGUUCUCGCAUUCCUGGCGUAUGUUACCAAUUCAACACCGGUCGAUGAGCAAAAGCCUUUUGAUUGUCCGCCAAAUGAAAUAUAUUACAAAUGUAGCCCAUUGGCCUGCUACAAGAAAUGCGAGCACCUUCUGAAGCCACGAGCAUGUCCCUUAGUUACAGCGGAUUGCUAUCAGCCCGCUUGUGAAUGUAUUAACAAUUAUUUACGCGAUAAGCAGGGCAAAUGUAUACCUACAAUUGAAUGCCCUAAACUUCCCAACUUAAACGGGCAAUCGUGAGAUGCGAGAUGAAUGUUCGGAGGGACCGGACCGUGUGUGUCUUAAAUGUUUAUUUAUCAUUAGCAAUUAAAUAAAAUUAUAAUUGCAAGCAGUAA